Zea mays is the source of this 3165-nucleotide messenger RNA. RefSeq lists its product as uncharacterized. The coding region runs from base 267 to 1322 and encodes 351 amino acids. The transcript is spliced from 5 exons. The record is from RefSeq and is a predicted model, not a curated record. Lineage: Eukaryota; Viridiplantae; Streptophyta; Magnoliopsida; Poales; Poaceae.
CGCGAGGCCCACCAAACGAGCGAUCCGAUCUCGAUUCCUCGACCUCGGCUGUAGCCUGUAGGCUCCUCAUAGUCAUGUAACCUGCCGCCUGGCCCCUACAUUCAACGGUCAUCUCCGCUCCGCUCCGCUCCUCCGCUCCACGCCGCCACCGCUCCUCCGCUCCUCGCGGCUCAAACGGUCAAAUCGCAGAUCCACAGGAAACCCCAAGCGGCGGCCGUCCCUGCUGCGGCUCUGCCUCCCUCUGCUCUCCGAUUCGAGCGGAUUCCAUGGCCAGAGAUGACGACGGCGCGCCCGCGCCCGGCGUUCCGGGCCAGGUGUACCUGCCCGCGUGGCGCCGCGCGUACGACCGACUCGUGAAGAUGCUGCGCCAGGCGUACGCGCAGGCCGAGGAGCUCUCCGUCGAGCGCGAGCAUCUCAUCUCCGAGCUCCAGUUCCUGCAGAGCGCCAGCCGCGAGCGCCAGGAGAUCUCCCAGGUCCGCCUCCAGCAGAUCUGCAAGGACAAGGAGCUCAGCAAGAGAGUCCUUGAGGCUGAGACGGCGGCGCGUCUUGGCGGCAAGGAGCUUCAGAUUCACUGCCAUCAGAAACUCGCAGAACUUGCCGAGAGUGAUUUGGAGAACUUCAAAAGUUGUAUUUCGAAUUUGGCUGCUGAAAAUACUGAGCUAAAGGAAAAACUGAAGAUGGUUGAAAGUCAGGUGCAGAUUAGCACCGACAAUUCAGAUCACGAGAAAAGUGGGAAAUAUACUAAGGAAGAGUUACAGAAAUUAAAGAAAGCUUACAAGACAAUGAGAUCAGAAAAGGACAAGGAAAUUUCAGCAUUACAAGCAGAAAAGAAUUUUGUUUGGAACCAGCUCAAAAAUAUGGAAAAAGAUUACACUGGAACUAUUAAGAGCAAGCACAUAGAGGUAAAGCAGGCUACCGAAGCGGCACAAAAGCUUCUACAGAAUGUAGAUGAGCUGCAAGCGGCAGCCCAAAAGAAGGAUGGUGAAAUUGAUAAAUUACAAAUAGAGGUGUCAAAUGCCAAACAGAGGAUCUCAAUUCUUGAGGAUGAGCUGCAAAACUUGCGCUCCUUGGUUAAGGAUAAAGAUCAUAAAACUGGUAAAAAUGAAGAUGGUGAACCGGAGACUCGGAGGAUGUUGAAGAAGGAUGCUAAUAAGGCAAACAGAAAAUCUAAGUCUGAAUGGCUACCUUUAGAGGAUAUAUCAAGAACUUCCCAGGUCACACCUGAUAGGCGAGAAGUGAAGACUACAAGAGCACUUGCGUCUGAGACUAAUCAGAAGCGCAAGCGUAGCUCCUUCAAGUCCUCCAUGUCGUGUGCUUCAUGAAUUAUGUCUUUCUAUAAAUAUGGACAAAGAAUAAGGUUGAUGUAAUUUAGUUGAUUAUUAAAUGAUUUGGAAGUGCUCAAAAUGCGACUACAUUCACUAGCAAGAGAUUAGUAAGAACCUAGCAGGAUACAUUCCUUCAUUCUUCAUUACUUAUUGCUGAUACAGCCAUAUAUUUACAGAAACAUAGUGUGAUGGAUAACAAUGUUAUACUUUAUAUGGUUUGUACAAUGUCCUAAUUCUUGGUAGGCCGCAUGAGUUGCGUCCUGCUGUAAAUAUGGACAAACAAUGAAGUUGAUGAAAUUUAGGUGAGUGCUAUGUGAGUCAUAGGUGCUCAUAAAGGAUCAUCACACAUUUAGGGUCGCUAUAAGCAUGGUGCAUGGAUACAAUAGAAUUUGUUAGUUGUGUUUCAUCAUCUAUACUAAUUAGUUUGUUAGCGAUCUUGUUCGGGUGCAUAGCCAAUGCUCUAAGAGCAUCUCCAAUAGAUUAGUUAAAUGGCUCAGCAAGCCAAAUUUUAGCUAUUCAACAGCAAAAUAACUUUCAAACAGACUAGCCAUCCAACUCGCCAAGCUAUCCGGCUCUUCAAAUUGGCUCCAUCUCUAGCCAAAUUUGGCUAGCCGCUGACUAGCCAAACUAAAUAGAUAAUCUGUUGGAACGAGAUGCUAUAUAUAGAAUGUAAUCUAUAUGGAGAGGUAAUUAGAGUGUCAUAUAGAGAGUCGAAAAUAGAGUGUCUCUUGGAGAUGCUCUAAUAUUUUUUUUGUCCACAUAUUUUAAUACCUAAUCCAUGGUGCUCCGUGCUCUGCAUGAAUUUUAUUCAAUCUAAAUGUUCACAGAUAACAAACUGAUGGAAAUUAUGUGUAUUGUUCUCUUGGUUUUGAUCGUUAAUGCAAUGUCCUAAUUUUGGUGGUCCGCAUUGUAGAUAACUCCUGCACAUCAAUUUCAGUUAGCCGUAGACUUUCCAAUUCAGAGUCUAGCUUACUGUGAGAUCUGUCUGUUUUCAAUUCAGUUUCGUCAGGUAGAGCUAGAGUAGUGGCCAAGUCUAUUAUGUUGGGGCUUUGCCCUGUUCUUUAGGAGAGUGGAGUUAGUGGAGUCAGUUACUCUCCAACGUGCCUGCUAGUUCGACAGCACCAAAAUAACAGUCUGUGUGUUCCAGAGUUCAUGAAAACCGGAGAGAGUUUUGUGUGCUAACACGCAUAAGUUGCAGACUGCUGUAUAUAUGGACAAACAACAAAUGUGAUGGAAUUUUGGUGAGCAUUAUGUGAGUCGUAGAUGCUACAAUGAGCAAGUACACUAGAAGUAAGGAUAUGGUAGAACAUCAGGGUUGGGUUUCACCACCUGCAAGUGAGCAAAUGGCUGUUUGGUAGAUUAUAUGCAUGGAAAAGAUUACAAUAACAGAAAGCAGAUCUACUGGUACUAUUUCCUUGAAUAUGUUGUCACCACGUGCAGGGUAACCAGAGAUGUUACACAAGGCUUCUGCAAGUUAAAGCUGCUGUGUCACCUGUGCUCCUCCCGCCAAGUUUCACUGUUCCAAGGCUAAAAACCCCACCUCCUCCCCAAUCGGAUGAAAUCACUAGCAGCUGUAGUCUGAUGUGCUGACAAUUGAAAUUGUCCCAACACGCCCUACUCUGACAUGACAGGUAGGUGAGGCUAAGUCUAUCAGUUGGUGCUGCAGAGCAGCAUUGUAUAGUUGAUUAACUGUGUCUGUAGCAUAUUUAUUCUCUCAUCUCUGUGUUGGAGUGCUUGCAACAUAUUGGGUGCUGUGAAACGGAUACGGAAGGUGUCCAUGUGUGUUGUUUAAGGAACAUAUGACUUGCUGGUAGAACAUAACAACAGCGUACUUUUGUGA